Impatiens glandulifera is the source of this 4859-nucleotide messenger RNA. Its product is annotated as protein SCAR2-like. Gene Ontology annotation, cellular component: cytoskeleton. The transcript is spliced from 9 exons. Gene Ontology annotation, biological process: actin cytoskeleton organization; positive regulation of Arp2/3 complex-mediated actin nucleation. Gene Ontology annotation, molecular function: protein kinase A regulatory subunit binding; Arp2/3 complex binding. NCBI's taxonomy places the organism in Eukaryota, Viridiplantae, Streptophyta, Magnoliopsida, Ericales, Balsaminaceae. The record is from RefSeq and is a predicted model, not a curated record. The coding region runs from base 144 to 4586 and encodes 1480 amino acids.
UAUUUACUCUGGUUAAUAAUAUUAAUGACGGAAAUGUAUAGUUGAAGGUUGAAGAAGAACAGAGAAAGAGAAACUAAGGACGGAAGGGAAGAACGAAGAAGAAAUCAGCAGAGUUUUGAAUUGAGUUGAGAAACUGGAUAAUAAUGCCUUUGAGCCGUUACCAGAUAAAGAAUGAAUACGGAUUGGCCGAUCCAGAGCUUUAUGGAGCAGCUGACAAAGAUGAUCCUGAAGCUAUACUUGAAGGUGUGGCCAUGGCUGGUCUAGUCGGUCUCUUGCGUCAGUUAGGAGAUUUAGCCGAGUUUGCUGCAGAAAUAUUUCAUGACUUACAUGAAGAAGUAAUGGCUACUGCUUCCAGAGGUCAUGGUCUAUUGGUUCGUGUUCAACAGCUUGAAGCAGAUCUUCCUUCUAUUGAGAGGACAUUAUUAUCCCAGACCAGCCAUUCAUAUCUCCUUUAUAAUUCAGGUAGUGACUGGCAUCCUAACCUGCGGAUGGAGCAGAAUCUGAUCACACAAGGCGAUUUUCCACGGUUCAUUAUGGACUCUUAUGAAGAAUGUCGUGGUCCUCCCAAACUAUUCCUUCUAGACAGGUUUGAUGUUGCUGGUGCUGGUGCAUGUUUGAAACGUUACACUGAUCCAUCUUUUAAGGUUGAUGGACUGGAAAAUUCUGAAAAUCAUAGGGAAAACAAGACAAGAAAAGCUAAGAAGAAAGGAUCCCAAUGGAUGAAUGGAGGAACCCCCCAAGCCUUGCCAAAAGGGCAGACUAGGUUGCAUGACUUGCUUCAAGAAGAGAGAGUCGGAGGUCAUCUUAACGUCCCUGCACCUCAUGUAAAAUUGAAGAGAAGACUGAGUGAAUUUCCUUGUAAUUUGAAAAGUGGAGGAAGUUACAUGGAGAAAUUCUUGAAAAUAAAUUCGAAAGAGCUUGAUUUGGUUAGUGAAACAUCUGUUAGUUACACACCUCUGGUGCCUUGUAAUGGAGGUUCGUCAUCAACGGUUGAGGAAUUUUAUGUCAACAACGUAAGUAGGGAAGAGGUAUCGCAUAAAAGAAGGUCAUCUUCAUCUUCAGAGAUAUACGCCACUCUACCGAAACCAUCAAUUUAUCAGUUGCCCAUGGAAGCUAAUUAUGAACUCUCAGGGAUAACAACGGACUCGAGUUCUGAACUGUACGACACUUUCUUCCCUCAUCAACAGGCUGAUGAAAAGGAAAUAGAAGUUGAUGGAGAAAGAAAAAUGGAAGGCAGCACUGCUAAUAGUUACCGGUCAGAUGAAAUUGUUAGUGAUGUUGACAAUUACAUGGAUGCCCUUGCUACAAUUGAUUCUGAUAUUGAAUCAGAUAUUGAGUACAAAAACAGUAAUAAAUACUUGCAUAAUGUUGAAGAUUCAAGUAAGCUGCAAGAAAAUCUGUCCGACUUGCCAGACUCUGAACCUGUUGGAAGUUUCAGUAGUUUAACAGAUAAUGAGAACCUUUCUUCCAGCGAAGAGCUAUCUGAACUAUCAUCCGAUGGUAUUGAAUCUAGUGAUUAUGGAAUAGUCGAAGAUGUUCAUAGGUUAUCUGAACAGACUUUAGAUGAUUUGGAAAGUAUGUACAAUGACAUUGGGGAAGAACAACAACAGACUUCUAGUUCACGUCGUACAGAUUCAUAUCCUGUUACGUUAUCAUUUGAUCUUGAAGGAAGUUUAGAAGGUGAUGCAUUUGAGCAUUCAGAAUCCAGUGAAGUAUAUUAUACUAAUAAUGACCUUUUUGUUCCUUCAGAUGCAGCUCAAAAUUUUCUCCAUGUAUCCUCUUCUGAAAACCAUCUAGACGAUCAAGAUCAAGCUGUUACUUCACCUAUUCUUAUAAAAACCGUACAGAGUGAAAUCAGUAACUAUGCAGAUUUCACCGAAAAUUCUACUGAAGGAGACAAUGCAGGAGAUGUUCCACCUUCAAAAGAUUUGAUGAAUACUGUGACAGAAGAACCUGAUAUUGACGUGAAGGAUUCUUUUGAAAGUUACAUGAAUCCAUUCCAUUUCUCUUUUUUGCAUAUAGAUGUGAAACCUCAACCGAUUGUUGCACGGGGGGGAGAAAAGCAACUUGAAUUUUCUGUAUUGUAUGAAGAAGAGCAACCUGGAUUGGUUGUUCCACAGUCAGAAGACGAGAAGCCUCAAAUGUUGGUUUCACAUGCUGAAGAACAGCAUCAGUUUGCUGUUUCACAUUUAGAAGAAGAAUCCCAAUCGGUGCUAUCAUACACAAAGGAAGACCAUAAUCAAUUGUCUGUAUCAAACAAAGAAGAGCAGACCCAAUUGGUUGUUGUGGACAUAGAAAUGCAGAGGAACCCAUUGGAUACACAAGCCGAAGAACAAUCUCAAUUGACAUCGUCACAAGAAGAAUACCCUCAAUUAUCACCAUCACAAGCUGAAGAAGAGCAGCUUCAAUUGAUAACAUCAUCAACAGAAGAACCUUCCCCAGAAAGUUUAGAUACUGUUUCUCCAGUUAACCUUCGCCUAGCAGAUGAUGGAGAAAAUGUUAGCAUCUCUUCUGAUUUCUUCAUGGAUAGGAGAGAUUUUGUCCAAGAUGAUGCUCUAAAUUUGGAAUACUCUCCCUUAGUUCUUUGUGCUGAAGCUACAAACACGGAACAAUCAAAGACCACGACGGCAGUUUCCAUUUCUUGUGAUAGGGACGAUGUUUGUUUGUCAACAAUUUCGGUAGAAGAAUCUCAUCCUGUUGUACAAUCUUUUCCAUCGUCAUAUUUUCUGGUUAAACCUGAAGAAAUCAGGGUUCCUUCAAUUUCAACAUUUCCCAGGUUCAGUCUUCCAGGUCCAUCUCAUAACAUGUUCGAUGAAAUGCCUCCCCUACCACCACUUCCUCCAGUUCAGUGGCGAACACCAAAGUUUCAGCAUGCUCCCUCACCUCAAGAUAUCGAUCCUCCGAUGAUGUCAUCAUUGGAUCAUGAAACAAAAAUCCCACACCCAUUCUCAACUUUCUUCUCUAUGAAAGACGAAGUAUCUCAUCAUGAGUUCAAUUUGUCCUCAGUAUCAAUAAAAGAUUCUCCCAUUUCAGAGGAGUCCCAUUUAAACCCAGGGCCAAUGGUGAAUGAGGAAGAUAAUAGUUUACAGGAGAAACCGAUUGAACCUUUAGACGGUUUAGCUCCAGAAACGAGCUCAGAGAACGAGAAGUUGUCACUGUCUGUAAAGACUACGGAACAGACAUCAACCAAUAUGAAUGAUGAGAAACCAUCACUGUCGGUUUCUUAUUCAUCAAGUAUAUUAGCUCCAGAAACGAGCUCAGAUAACGAGAAGUCGUCACUUACUGUAACAACUGUGGAGCAGACAUCAACCAAUAUGAAUGAUGAGAAACCACCACAGUCCGUUUCUUAUUCAUCAAGUAUAUUAGCUCCAGAAACGAGCUCAGAGAAUGAGAAGUCGUCACUUUCUGUAACAACUGUGGAGCAGACAACCAAUAUGAAUGAUGAGAAACCACCACAGUCCGUUUCCUAUUCAUCAAAUAUAUUAGCUCCAGAAACGAGCUCAGAGAAUGAUAAGUCGUCACUGUCUGUAACAACUGUGGAGCAGACAUCAACCAGUAUUAAUGAUGAGAAAUCACCACAAUCAGCUUCUUAUGCAUCAAGUAUAUUAGCUCCAGAAACGAGCUCAGAGAAUGAGAAGUCGUCACUGUCUGUAACAACUGUGGAGCAGACAUCAACCAAUAUGAAUGAUGAGAAACCAUCACAGUCGGUUUCUUAUUCAUCAAGUGUAUUAGCUCCAGAAACGAGCUCAGAGAAUGAGAAGUCGUCGUGGUAUGUAACAACUAUGGAGCAGACAUCAACCAAUAUGAAUGAUGAGAAACCACCACAGUUGGUUUCUUAUUCAUCAAGUAUAUUAGCUCCAGAAACGAGCUCAGAGAAUGAGCAGUCGUCACUGUCUGUAACAACUGUGGAGCAGACAUCAACCAAUAUGAAUGAUGAGAUACCACCACAGUCGGUUUCUUAUUCAUUAAGUAUAUUAGCUCCAGAAACGAGAUCAGAGAAUGAGAAGUCGUCACUGUCUGUAACAACUAUGGAGCAGACACCAACCAAUAUGAAUGAUGAGAAACCACCACAGUCGGUUUCUUAUUCAUCAAGUAUAUUAGCUCCAGAAACGAGCUCAGAGAAUGAGAAGUCGUCACUGUCUGUAACAACUAUGGAGCAGACAUCAACCAAUAUGAAUGAUGAGAAACCACCACAGUCGGUUUCUUAUUCAUCAAGUAUGUUUUCUGAUCCACUUCCAGAGGUUGCGGAUGAACAAUUAAACGGAGGUCUACAUAAGAAACUUCCACGACCUAGAAAUCCUCUAAUUGAUGCUGUUGUUGCCCUUGAUAAAACCAAGUUGCGAAAAGUAACAGACAGGAUUAUGCCUGCAAUUGGCCAAAAGGUUGAUGAAAGAAAUUCAUUCCUGGAAGAAAUAAGAUCAAAAUCUUUCAACUUGAGACCUACGGCAGUGGCACGACCCAGCAUUCAGGGUCCUAAUAAGACAAAUUUAAGAGUUGCCGCAAUAUUGGCAAAAGCAAACUCGAUUCGACAGGCACACGCUGGAAGCGAUGAUGACGACGACGAUGAGGAUAGCUGGAGCGAUUAAUAAAAUCAACCAACCAACCAACCGCAUAAUGUGCAUAAGGUAUCGUUUGAAACGAGAAUUUGUGUAAUCAAAACAUGCUUGAAAGAGUCUCCAAGGCCCAUUUGUCAUGGAGAGGAGAGGUUAGUAAUAGUAUGUAUUGCUAAUGGUUCUUAGUACUAGUUAGAUUGGAGUGUCAAUAAUUUAAUGAAUUAUAAGUUUCCUUAAUUGUAUAUUUUCUUGUAACUGUAUAAAUAAUAUUAUGGAGAAGCUGAGGACCAAAUAAUUUCUUAAUUA